AUGGACUCUGCGUGCAGACGGCUGGUUCGCCUGCUGGCUCUGUCUCUGCUUGGAGUCGCUCCCUUUGCUUUCACAGCUCCCGCGCCAGCGAGGCGUGGCCGUAUGGUGGCCGUGACGAGUCGCGCGGCCGAUGGAGGUCGAGACUACACCGAGGACCUGAAUCAGCGAACCUUGGUGCUUGGCGUGAUCUUCUUGGUGGCCAACAUCUACGCAUUCUCUCCGAUGGUUCCUCCGGAGGCACGCAGACUGAAGGUGUGCGUUUACGAUAAGGAGUACGAGCGGGAGUUCCUUUCGGACCCAAGCAGGAACACCCAGGGCCUCGCAGCGCUGCAGGACGAAGAUUGCCUGCCUCUCGGACAAGUCUUGCAGAAGUGGCUGCCGCAGCCCCGAAGCUGA
This is a messenger RNA of Symbiodinium necroappetens, 396 nucleotides long. The record is from the annotation of a GenBank genome assembly. NCBI's taxonomy places the organism in Eukaryota, Dinophyceae, Suessiales, Symbiodiniaceae.